Messenger RNA from Folsomia candida, 1147 nucleotides. Its product is annotated as p53 and DNA damage-regulated protein 1. The transcript has 2 exons. Bases 35 to 1138 code for a protein of 367 amino acids. The record is from RefSeq and is a predicted model, not a curated record. Lineage: Eukaryota; Metazoa; Arthropoda; Collembola; Entomobryomorpha; Isotomidae. Gene Ontology annotation, molecular function: protein binding; nucleic acid binding.
CUGUGGCCCCCCUCUCACUCCCAGCAGCACAAACAUGUUUCCCUUCAACAUGAAACGGUUUGUCCAAGGUCCUAAUCUGCACGAGGAAUCCGUCGCUCGAAACACAGCACCAGCGACACACAUUAAACAAUUGAGUCUGAGUGGGGACGAAGUAAAGAAAUUUUAUGAGGACAUUAUCAGUACGCCAUCCUCUGGGAAUUGGGAAAUUACAAAUUCUGAUAAUAAUAAGUCCAUAAUUACUGUCCCAUCGUCACCCGCCUUAAGAAGGAAAUCAUCUCGUAGUAGUUCUUUAACCUCUUCUACCGCACACCAUCCUCCGGCGCCCCCUAAAAAGAGCUUGAACCAAUUAAUGGCACUUUGUGAAUCCAAUCAACAUUCAUAUCUUGAAGCUUACAUCAAUUCCCAACAGUCCACCCAAUCAACAAAAUUUGAUAUAAACGAGCAAGACAUUUAUGGUUGGAGUUUGCUCAUGUCUGCUGCAUGUGCCGGAGCGGAUGAUUGUGUUCGUUUUCUCCUUCGAAAUGGAGCAUCCCUUUCUCUCAAUGACAAGAAAGGAUUAACUGCUGUCGACCUUGCCAAAAAGAAUAAGAGAAGUGAAACUGUAUCGAUUCUGAACGAGUGGAAGCAAGUUUAUGGAAAUGGCAGUGUUAUACUUAUCGACAUAGACGAAGAUGAUGAUAAUGACGCUUGUUUGGAAUCACGCCCCAUAUUUUGUGAAGCAUGUAACCAAGCAUUUACCAAUCAAAAGACGCAUCUCAAAUCUAUCGCACACCUUUUAUCUUCUGGUGAAUUACAUAAUACAGAAGGAAAAGUCCACUACGGAAUUCCAGAAUCUAAUCGGGGUUUCCAGCUCAUGUUAAAGACGGGGUGGGACAAGUCUUCCGGAUUAGGACCAGACGGACAAGGAAAAAAGUUUCCAAUAAAAACCGUGUUGAAAAGGGACCGACAAGGAGUUGGGAAUGAGAGGGAUAAAAAGCUGGCGAGAAUAACUCAUUUUGCUCCAUUUGAUCUCACAGCCGUCGAAGGACAAAAACGCGCUGAGCGAGUUGCUACAGUAGAGAGAAAGGAACAAUUCAAGAGGAAGUCGAAAGAAACGCGGAAAGAAAUUAAGUAUAGGAGGCAACUCAGCUCACUCUAAAGAGGUAAA